Molecule: messenger RNA, 1301 nt
Organism: Harpia harpyja (harpy eagle)
Lineage: Eukaryota; Metazoa; Chordata; Aves; Accipitriformes; Accipitridae
Product: antimicrobial peptide NK-lysin-like
Exons: 4
Coding region: 388-846 (152 amino acids)
Biological process (GO): killing of cells of another organism; antimicrobial humoral immune response mediated by antimicrobial peptide; defense response to bacterium
Cellular component (GO): cytolytic granule
Source: RefSeq, a predicted model, not a curated record
CCGGCCCCACACCCACGUCCCACCCCACGCUUUGGGGGGGCUCGUGGGUGGCCGAGGGUUGGGGGCCACCGGCAGCACCCCCGCUCCCGCGGCCUGGGGCUCCCGCGGGUGGGUUUUUUGGGGGGGUCCCGGGAUUCAGGCGGGGCUCCCCACCUCCUCCCCGGCCCCGUCUCCCCUUCCUGCCGCGGGGGCGGAGGUGUGAGGGAGGAAGGGGUUUGGCGAGCCGGCGUCGCUCCAUUUUAAGGGUUUUUUGGGGUUUCGGCGGCGCUGAGUGGCGCAGCCGUCCCUGCAGCCCGCUCAUCAGGCUAUAAAAGCCGUCGGGGUGGGACACGCGCCGGCUGUUGUCACCCGCCGUCACCCGCUGUCACCCUCUCGAGUGGGCUCGCCAUGGCUGCCGCCUUCCUCUUGGUGCUGGUGGCGGUGGGAGCGGCGCGGGCCGCAGUCCCCGAGCCCUGCCAGGGUGGCCCCGCGUCCUGGUGCCAGGAUGUGGCCACCGCCACCCGGUGCCACAGGGAGCAGGACUGCCGCGACCUCUGGGACAGCCUGGACCUGUGGCCCGUGGCUGGAGGGGAUGUGGCUGAAUGGACCGCGACGGUGCCCGGCAAGGGGAAGAAGUGCAGCCUGUGCACCAAAAUCCUGGAGCAGAUCAAGGCGAUGGCGGGCGACGACCCCGACGAGGCAGCGGUGGAGGCGGCACUGGGCAAGGCCUGCCGGGCCCUGGGGAAACGCCUGGGCCGCCUUUGCAAGCGGCUGGUGAGGAAGUACCGGGAGCAGAUCAGCGAGGCGCUGCAGAACGGCGACGAGGCCCAGGACACCUGCGUCGCCAUCGGCUUCUGCAAGGCCUGAGCCCGGUCAGCACCCGCGUCCCGUGUCCGUCCCUCAUCUUCUGUCCCUCGACCUCCGUCCCACACCCACACCCCAUAACCUGCACCUCGCACCCCACGCCUGUCCUGGGGGUGGGAGGGCACUUGGGGGUCCUGUGUCUCCGGGAGAGAACCUGCCUGCACCUCUGUAGGGUGGGGGUGAGACAGGGGACCCCAAAAUGCAUCCUGGAGGAGGCGGGGGGAAGGUUGGAGGAGCCACUUUUGCUGGCACCUGAGUUGGGGGGACGGGGGGAUGGUGGCCCCCAACUCACCGUUCCUUCCUUGCCUCCGCAGGGCUCAGCCCCCCAGCCGGCCCCGAGUGCCACCCCCCGCACCCUGAACCCCCUCCCAGCCCCACCUGCCACCCCGGCCCCCGGAUCCCCCUCCCCGUGCAAUAAAGCAUCUCGCCCUGGGCCACCGCGUCUCCUGGGGACGGUG